Messenger RNA from Acanthopagrus latus (yellowfin seabream), 4883 nucleotides. Its product is annotated as gamma-aminobutyric acid receptor subunit beta-2. Gene Ontology annotation, cellular component: GABA-A receptor complex; membrane; synapse. The coding region runs from base 63 to 1376 and encodes 437 amino acids. The transcript has 8 exons. NCBI's taxonomy places the organism in Eukaryota, Metazoa, Chordata, Actinopteri, Spariformes, Sparidae. Gene Ontology annotation, molecular function: GABA-A receptor activity; extracellular ligand-gated monoatomic ion channel activity; neurotransmitter receptor activity. Gene Ontology annotation, biological process: chemical synaptic transmission; monoatomic ion transmembrane transport; nervous system process. The record is from RefSeq and is a predicted model, not a curated record.
UUGUCACCAUGGAAGGUCACUGUUGACACUGAGACACAGCUGGCAAGGACUACACAUUGACGAUGUACUUCCAGCAGGCCUGGCGAGACAAGCGGCUGUCGUACUCUGAGAUCCCUCUCAACCUCACCUUAGAUAACCGGGUGGCUGACCAGCUCUGGGUCCCUGACACCUACUUCCUCAACGACAAGAAAUCGUUUGUUCAUGGUGUCACAGUGAAAAAUAGAAUGAUUCGGCUGCACCCGGACGGUACCGUACUGUACGGCCUAAGGAUCACCACCACCGCUGCGUGUAUGAUGGACCUGAGAAGGUAUCCACUGGAUGAGCAGAACUGUACGCUCGAGAUAGAGAGUUAUGGUUACACUACAGAUGACAUUGAGUUCUACUGGCGAGGAGGAGACAACGCAGUGACGGGGGUGGACAAGAUCGAGCUGCCGCAGUUCUCCAUCGUGGAUCAUAAGCUCAUCUCCAAGAAUGUCGUCUUCUCCACAGGUGCUUACCCUCGUCUGUCCCUGAGUUUUAAGCUGAAGAGAAACAUUGGGUACUUCAUCCUGCAGACAUACAUGCCUUCUAUACUGAUCACCAUCCUCUCCUGGGUCUCCUUCUGGAUCAACUAUGACGCCUCUGCUGCCAGAGUGGCUCUAGGUAUCACCACGGUGCUCACCAUGACUACCAUUAACACCCACUUGAGAGAAACCCUCCCCAAAAUCCCCUACGUGAAGGCCAUUGACAUGUACCUCAUGGGCUGCUUCGUCUUCGUCUUCAUGGCUCUGCUGGAGUACGCGCUGGUAAACUACAUCUUCUUCGGACGAGGUCCUCAGCGGCAGAAAAGGGCAGCUGAGAAAUCAGCAAUUGCAAACAAUGAAAAGAUGAGGAUGGAUCCCAACAAGUGGCUGGUGGGUAAUGUAGUGGGCAGAGAUGACACACUGUAUGCAAGAAUGAAACAAAGGGAUCUCGACGGCCAUGACUCCAUGUGGGAACCGAUCUUUGUGGACGACGCAGCAAUUGGACUUGGCGAUCAAAAGAAUAAGAUGGACUCACAUGAAAACAUCCUUUUGGGCACCUUGGACAUCAAGAACGACAUGGGCGUUUCAGAACUGGCUCUCGGUCUAAAUGACCCACGAAAUACCAUGCUGACAUACGACAGCUCAACUCUCCAGUACCGUAAAGCCGGACUGGCCAGGCACAACUUUGGUCGGAACACGCUGGAGUGCCACAUGACUCAAAAGAAGAGUCGACUACGUAGGCGCGCUUCACAGCUAAAGAUUAACAUCCCAGACUUGACUGACGUAAACUCUAUUGACAAAUGGUCGAGGAUGAUCUUCCCAACCGUCUUUUCCUUCUUCAACAUCGUUUACUGGCUUUACUACAUCAACUAAAAGGAAAAAGGACUUCAGUGAGGGCAAGAAGAAACAGCAGAAGAUGUUGCUCAUUUCUUGUUUGUAUCUGGUUUGUUUCAUUUUUUAUGUGAUCUUGUAACACUGGACUGAAUAUCUGCAUUCAGGACUCGAUCAUCAUAUCUUGGAAUACCACAUCAGCUGGCUAACACGUGAAAACCUUAUAGACGAGAGAUUACAAACAUAUGAGGUGCCUGUUCCUCUGUAAAUGUUUAACAUUUUACUUUUUUUGUGAAUUGUGUAUCUUGACAUUUUUUUCAAAUGUUUGUUUGCAUUUUUUUCAUGUUAGGCUUACAGCAUCCAUCACUUAUUGCCAAAAAUAUAAUAUAUUAUACAGAAAUUGACAAAAUGGCAUAUUGAAAAUGACAAUUUAUUUUAACUUAGACAACUCAAGAAGUGCUGAAGCAAGUUUGGGUCACCAGGGUUUUGUAUGAAUAAUUUUGUUGAAGAUACAACAUGUAUCAUUGUGUAGAAGUAAUUUCAUACCAAUACCUUAAUUUCAAAUUGUCUUAAUCUGAGUAUUUUCUCAUUUCAGUAGCGAUUCUAAUGAAGUGGCAUUAGAUAAUAUCAACGAAGAUCAUUCCAAACUUCCAGGUUUAACUCUCUGCUUGCACUCAAGAAUCCUGCUGAAGGUCACAAAUUGCAUAAUGUAAAGAAACAUACAGCUAAUGCAGCUCAUCAUUGUGUUCAGUCCACAGAGUCAAAGUGUUCAAAGAGAGUAAAGAACAAAGUUCAGCAGUUCAGUAACUGUAACUGUGUGUAAAUAUGUGUAGCAGUUAUUAUAUGAUCAAUACCACCAACAAAAUCCCCUUUCAGCUCUCUAUUCACACUAUUUGGGAUGCAUAAAAAAAGAUGUUCACAGAUGCUGAAAGGGCAGUUUAUUAUUAUUAUUAUUGUUAUUAUUAUUAUCAUUAUUAUUAUUAUAUAAUAUUAUUUAUUAGCUCUAAUAAUCAUUUCAUGGUUCAAGAGGAACACAUAUUACAAAGCUCAAAUGAUUCCAUUGGUCCAUGAAAAGGCCAGAAAAGCACAAAAAUCAUCAAAUAUCAGCAUUUGAAACCAUUAUUUAAAUAUAUUUUGUUAUAAAGAUUAUUUUUGUUUUUUGUCACCAGUGGUUUUUGUAUAGUGUGUGCCUCCCCAGCCAGGUUAGUUUAGGUUCAAACCUCUUUGUUAAGCAUUGUUUCCAGAUUGAAAAGGACACAGCCGUAAACCCAAAAUGAACUUAUAACAGAUAAUUGUUUAAUAUCACUAAUGAUGCUGUGCUUUUGACUGUGUGUUCACAAGGUAGAUUUUAUAAAAGACUUUGCACACAAGUUCUUAAAAAGCCAUAGAGGCUGUACCGUAGUUCUUCUAAAACCUGGUGCUCAUGGACGCUGUCUGAGGAAGAACUUCAUAAAUACGACUAAAAUCACACCAUGUUUCAGUUUCAGUCACAGUUCAAAUGUAGAAACACAACUAGGGCUGUAAUUCACAAGAGUGUUAUAUCCUGCUGACUUCACCACACUGUCCGUAUGAAUGAACUCUAGUGUUAUGGCCUCUGUUUCUCUGCGCGCACACGCACACACACACACACACACACACACACACACACACACACACACAUUACCAAAUCAUUCAUCAAAAAGUGAGAUGAAUUCAAGCUGUGGAAGCCAACAAUGAAGCUGACGCAGAGCGGGAGUGAAGGUACCUCCAGAUAUCUUUCAGGAGACGAGUGACUGAAGCUUCGCUCCUUUGUCUCACCUGCUUCUUUUGAGUUCACCUGAGGACCAUUUCUCCUGCUACACUGCUCAUUUUAAUAGCAGAGAUGUGAGUGAACCCUUGAACAACCAUGUUGAACUGUUCACUUCCAAUAUGGCCACAUCCAGUCGCUCCUCACUGCAUGCUGUGUACAGUAGUUUCUCCUUGAUAUUCAGUUUGUUAUCGUUUCGUUUCUGCUUCUUGUGUCUGUCACUCACCUUACAAACGAGCAUAGAAACCAUACUUCUGUGAUGAGUUUAUAACAAGUGUGUCUGAUUAUUACAAGUAUUGAUGAUGAUAUUGAUGAUAUUUACAUUUUUCUGUAAAGCAUUUAAGAAACAGUUACGGCUGUUGAAGAAUGACACGAUGCUGCAUUCUCACAAACAAACACUGCCCGACAGCUGAAGUGUCGACUUCAGCUCAACAUCGUGUGAGACUUACAAUAAAGUCCAGUUCAGCGGGAGCCGGCCCGUCAGCUCACCGGUGUUUACAUGUUCUCAUGGAAAUGAAUCAUUUCCACAUUGUGUUGAUCUGUGUAUUGAAAACAUAGUGAGCAAAUUAUUAGGAUUUGUUUGGGCUCUUUUUGAUAGUCCUGGUGAUGACACCAACAUAUUUCUCUCCUUCAUUGUGUUUAAUAUAUCUGUGGAAGAAGUCCAAAUUCUAAGAAAGAAGUCAGGAUUGUAAAGAAAUACAUCACAUCCUCAUUUCUUUUUUUUUACUCCGGCCCUGAUCUUCUUCCGUGUUCACCUGUAUCUCUGACACGUUUAUUUUAUAAGUGUAAAAAAAGAAAAAAGUCAGCUCAUUAUUGGCGUUGUACAUUCUUCUGUGGAUGAUCAUGAGCUGAACUCAAAUUUGGGACCAUUUUCCCUGAAACAUAUCUAAGUAUGUAUAUAUGAGAUAUCAGUAAAUUAUUAAUCAGAAAUUGGAACAUAUUAUUCCUGUAAAUAAACAGCCAGGAGCUUUUAACAGCCAAGACACAAAGACAUCAUUUAUACUGUAAUGUUAGGAGAAUGCUACGGCUGAUGUGAAUCCAUGUAAAUAGUUUCAUUUACAGUCACUCGAUUGCUUUUUGUUUCUGUUAGCACAUUUCUUUGGUUUUGCCAAAAUGUAACAUGUAUACAUGAAUGUAGUUGAUAUUCUUUUGCAGCAUGUAUUUGCUGUGAUGUGUCAGCAAAAUUGUAACAAUUUCUUGUACCAAUGAUCAGCUAGAUAUAAUGUACACCACUCUCUCAAACACACACACACACACACACACACACACACACACUAAGGGUCAAAUGAUAGCGAGGCUAGUGGCCUUUGUAUCAGCCCGUGAGUCAACCAUCUCAGGUCAGCACAACUCACACUGCUAACAACACAACAAACUACAAGCUCAAACCCAACAGUUGUACCUUACUGAGCUCGUGGAAGGUUUGUUUUCUCUGUUAUCUGCUUUUCUCUGGUUAAAACAAUUAAUAGAACAGUUUUACAUUUUUCACCCUUUUUACAGCAUGGGCAGAAUCUAAACACAUCUAAACAAAUCUAAAAAUGUUAAGUCAUUAAGGUACUAAAUCCACCUCAGUCACAGACGUUGUUCUGCCCACAGUGAUGCUGUCUGUAGGAUGCUGUGGUGUAUGUGAGUGUGUCAGCCAGACAGCUGGCAGGAAAGGUCUGCUUCAUAAGUUCUACACUUUGAAUAUGUGUUUGUACUUCACAGCGCUUCUUUCUUUCAUAUAUUUUUAUACUUCUAUACUCCUGUGUAAAAAAAAAAAAAAA